Petromyzon marinus (sea lamprey) is the source of this 2418-nucleotide messenger RNA. Its product is annotated as ribosyldihydronicotinamide dehydrogenase [quinone]-like. Gene Ontology annotation, molecular function: NAD(P)H dehydrogenase (quinone) activity. The record is from RefSeq and is a predicted model, not a curated record. Gene Ontology annotation, cellular component: cytosol. Lineage: Eukaryota; Metazoa; Chordata; Hyperoartia; Petromyzontiformes; Petromyzontidae.
UCCCCCACUCGCCGCCUCUCGGGCACGGCAAGGGGCUGCACGGUAUAUAAGCGGCGCUUCCUGCCGUCACGCGCGCAUUGCAAUUCAGCCGCCGCCGCCGCACGAGACGCUUUGUGCAGCAGCACCCCCACUCCACCGUGGCCUGCCCGCCUGUUCGUGUCACCUCUGUCGAAGGGGCCAGCAAAAAAGAUGAGCGGUGCCGGCAAACGUGCGCUGAUCGUGUUCGCUCACCAGGAGCCCCUGCGCUCCUUCAACGGGGCCCUCAAGGAGGCGGCCGUGCAGGCCUUGAGCAAGCAGGGUUGCCAGGUGGAGGUGUCCGACCUGUACGCCUCGACCUUCAACCCGGUGGCAACACGGGCCGACAUCGUAGGGGAUCUGAAGGGCACCGAGUGUUUUCGAUACGGAGAAGAGUCUGCAGCAGCCUGGGAGAAGGGCACACUCAGCCAAGACAUCGUGAACGAGCAGAAGAAGGUGCAGGAUGCCGACCUCGUCAUUUUCCAGUUUCCCUUGUACUGGUUCAGCAUGCCUGCCAUCAUGAAGGGCUGGAUGGAUCGGGUCCUCACCCGCGGCUUCGCUUAUGGGUUCCCACAGUUUUAUGAGGGCGGCCCUUUCACCAAAAAGAAGGCUCUGAUCUCCAUCACCACGGGUGGGAUGGAAUCAAUGUAUGGACCUACAGGUGUCAAUGGUGACAUCAAUGUCAUCCUGUGGCCCAUGCAACAAGGGAUGCUGCACUUCUGUGGCUUCCAAGUUUUGGCCCCACAGAUCUCAUGGAGCCCUUCGUUCAUGCCAGAGGAGGGUCGCAAGGGCCUGGUGGCCAUGUGGGAGCAGCGACUGGCAUCCGUGUGGCAGGAGAAGACGCUUAAAUUUGCACCUCUUGAGCUUUUUGACCCCAAAAAAGGUUUCGUGCUCAAUGAUGACACCGUGAAGAAUCUCUCCACCAAACCCCAGGGUCUCACCGUGGGCCAACAUGCCGGCAAGCCUCUCCCUCCCAACAACCAGACCAAGGCCAACGAUGCCUCUGCUGAAUAACCAACCGCUGCUUGAAAUAAGCAAUCUGGUUGCUGGCAUUUCACAUGCACAAAAUGUUCAUUACGUACGAUUGAUUUAUUGAAAGAUGUUUAACAUUUAGAAUAUAACUUGAGAAAAGGUGUAUUCUUUAAAAUUACAUGUUCCAAUGACAAGGCCUAAUUGAUUGCAUAGCACCUUCCACCACCAAAUGAUUCGGUAGAGAGGUGGAAGUCUUUUACUGACCAUGCAGAGGUGAUCAGGCAAUGGGACGUCGAUGAAGAUGUAAUGUUUGCGCUCACACAAUCAGUUAAUGUUUCUGUCUUUAAACCAGAAUGUCCAUUAUUACAGUAUAUUCAGCAUGUAAGCCAUUGGAAAUGUAUUCUGUGGCAUAUUUAAUAGAUGUUGAUUGAUCAUACUAAAACCUCAUGUUGAAACGACACAUUAAUAUCGUCCAUACGGGUCAUUUAUAUAAUAAAAACUGGCUAAAAUAGUUUAUAUGUAUCUUAUAAAAUUGUGACUGAUAUAUGAAAGGGUUUGUGAACUGUAUGUGUUCACUAGUCUUGACUACAUCAGUGCUCAUUCGAAAUAAAUCUUGCAACAUGAAUGCCUGAAACAUGUAACUAUAAGUUGCCCAAAAUAAUUCAUUGACCAACACAAUUGAGAGCAACAGAAGCCACUGCACAAGUUGGUACUAAGGGAAGCGGUGCAAGAGCUGAAGUGAUGGUGAGGCAAAGUUAAAGGAUUUAGAGCCAUCGAUGGACGAGAACGAGGGAGAGCAAUAAAAUGUCGGAAGGCCUUUGGCGAAUUUUUGGGGCGUUAGGAGCCGACAACGCAAAUGUCAGUUUUAACCUUUAUGGUUUUAAUUCACGGUGAGUUACUGUACUGUAUAUUCGCUUUCAAUGUUUACUUCCGUAUUGCUUUUAGCUUGAUUAAAGUUGGGGUUCCAAAAUAUUUAAAGUAUCACUUAAAGUUGAAGUUAGAAAUUGGCCAUUUAAACAAUUAUCAUGCUACAGUAAUUGCCAUUACCGUGCCAUGGUGCACGUGUAGGUUUUGUGUUGAUUAAGUGACAGACUCGGGUAGUCUGUGUACUGUCUAUUUUACACUCGACACCCAGGGGUGGGGAACAUUUCUUAUCGAUGUUUGCAUAUAACAAAUACCUUUUGCAGUGUCGCAUUAACGUGCACACUCGUGUCCCUGCAAGAUGCCCUUGCAGUUACAGAAGUAUGGAUGAAAGCGUGUACUAAAUCAGAAUCGGAAUAUAUGUACUGGAGGAAUCCGAUGAGCUAUAAAGCUCUUUUUCACGUCCAGUAGGGGUGGGUCAGAAUGUUACAUCAACGAACAAUACAAAAAUACUUGGAGUACAAAGUAUAAGAAAAGUAAGCAAAUCAAUAAAGAUAUAUACAAAUGAAA